GAGUACCAGAAGAUGCGUCAGUAAGGAUAGGUCCACAAGAGUGAAAGUUAUGAAUGAAAUGCAUUGAUAUCCUCCUCCUCACCCUGAUCUCUAAUAGACUUCCUAUAGCCCUUGGAAGGAGAGGGUCAGGGGAAAAGGUUGAAGGUCACCAUGAAGUUAAAGCAGCGAGUGGUGCUGCUGGCCAUUCUCCUUGUCAUCUUCAUUUUCACAAAAGUUUUCCUCAUUGACAACUUGGACACUUCAGCUGCCAACCGGGAGGAUCAGCGUGCCUUUCACCGCAUGAUGGCAAGUCUACGAGUGGAGCUAGAUCCGCGACUUGAUCAUACGCUGCAGUCCCCUUGGGAGAUUGCUGCCCAGUGGGUGGUACCACGGGAAGUGUACCCUGAGGAGACACCAGAGCUAGGGGCUGUUAUGCAUGCCAUGGCUACCAAGAAAAUUAUAAAAGCAGAUGUGGGCUACAAAGGGACCCAGCUGAAAGCUUUGCUAAUACUUGAAGGGGGACAGAAAGUGGUCUUCAAACCUAAGAGAUAUGCCAGAGACUAUGUAGUAGAAGGAGAGCCAUAUGCUGGAUAUGACAGACACAAUGCGGAGGUGGCAGCCUUUCACUUGGACAGAAUUCUGGGUUUUCGGCGUGCUCCAUUGGUGAUUGGCAGGUUUGUGAAUCUACGUACAGAGAUCAAACCAGUUGCAACAGAGCAGUUGCUGAGUACCUUCCUGACACUGGGUAACAGUACAUGUUUCUAUGGGAAGUGCUACUAUUGUCGAGAAACAGAACCAGCUUGUGCUGAUGGAGACACCAUGGAGGGGUCAGUCACACUAUGGCUGCCAGAUGUCUGGCCUCUUCAGAAGCACCGGCAUCCUUGGGGAAGGACUUACCGUGAAGGCAAACUGGCCAGGUGGGAGUAUGAUGAGAGCUACUGUGAUGCAGUGAAGAAGACCUCACCUUAUGACUCUGGCCCCCGCCUCCUUGAUAUCAUUGACACAGCCGUCUUUGAUUAUUUGAUUGGGAAUGCUGACCGACAUCACUACGAGAGCUUCCAGGAUGAUGAAGGGGCCAGUAUGCUUAUCCUUCUGGACAAUGCCAAAAGUUUUGGAAACCCUUCCCUGGAUGAGAGAAGCAUCCUAGCUCCUCUUUAUCAGUGCUGCAUCAUCCGGGUUUCCACCUGGAACAGACUGAACUACCUGAAGAAUGGAGUGCUGAAGUCUGCCUUAAAGACUGCCAUGUCUCAUGACCCCAUCUCACCAGUGCUUUCUGACCCUCAUUUGGAUGCCAUGGACCAGCGGCUCCUGAGCAUCCUGGCUACAGUAAAACAGUGCACAGACCAAUUUGGGCCGGACAUUGUGCUGGUGGAAGACAGGAUGACACUCUCCCAUUUGUAACUGUCAUGGAAGCCAGAUGAAACUUAAAAAAAAAAAAAAGAUAGAAAAACAGCACAAUCGGAUCUAAAUGGCUGUACCCAGGAUGGACUGGAAAUGAAGGGAAAGCUCAUGACCCAGGGAAAAAGAUGGUGGUGGUGGAGGUCUGUCUUUGGCUAACAGCAGAGCGAGAAUGCAGAGAAUUUGAGCGCCCUUGGACAGCCCUGUAGCCACAAUGGCAGCUUCGCCAUUAUGGUGUCCAUUGCUGCCUGUGAAUGUUGCACUGGGAAAAUACAACUGCUGGUGUUAAUGGAAAAAGUGUGUGGAAUUCAGAGAUUAGUAUGUGGGCUGGUUCUAGAGGGGACAAAGGAGAUGGAAUAUCCCCAGUCCUCUCCCCUUUCUCGUUCCUCAGCCACCCACUCUAUAUGCUAUUAGGAGGUUUCAAUCCUAUUCAGGGUUGUAUAUAAUCAGCUAUGAGCUGAUUAGGCAUUUUACUGCCUCUUUUAAAAAAAAAAAAAAAAAAAGAGGAAGUGGUAAAUAAAAUAGUAAGUACCCCCUAAUGCCCCCAUGUGGGAUAGAAUGUUCUUGCCAACACCAUUAAGAGUGAGAGAUGGUGUAUUUGCUCUCCAGCUGUCUUUUUGUUACUAAGAUGCUGGAAAGAGGGGUCUGCUUCAUAUGUGAUGAUGCUUCAGUGUUAUCAUUGAAGUGCUAGUGAAAGUUCAUCCAUGCAGUUGGAAGGUGAGGAGACGACAGGAUUUUUUUACAGUACCAAGGUCUAUCCUAUGCCUGCCAAUUAAUAUAUGCUCCUCCAGAACAUGGACCAUUACUGCUUUCUGUACAUAGGGAAUAUAGCAGUCUGAGCAGAGCAGAUAUCCCCAUGACUGUCCAUAUUAACCAAAUUAUCUUAGCUGAGAAGCAGGAUAAAAUCGGUAGAAGGCCAGACAUUUGCUUUUGUGGUGGAGUUCUUACGCUGAGAGCAGCUUCAGUUGGCCUUCCUUUUCCCAACUGCUCCGCUAUAAUUCAUGCUGUGAUAUACUGACUUUUUGGCGGUUGUCAUGGAAUUCUACCAUUCUUGUGUUAGUUUGAGGGCAUUUAUUUUGUAUGGCACACUUGAUGUUCAUGAAAAAUAGGUCCUGUCUAAGAGGGUAUGAUGGAGGAGUGCUAUGCACAUUUUCCUGUGCAUUUGUCCAUGCACCUCAAAUUUGAUUUGUAGGAUUCCUCUUUGGUCUUGUCAUCGUCUAGCAGAUAUUUCAAACUAUUAUAGAUUAGCUGGAGACUACAAAAUUCAUCCUUUCUGAUAAAUUGGUUAUUUAAAUUCAGGGCUCCAGAACAAUAGAUGAUUUUUUUCAGUACAUGCCCCCAUAUACUGAUCUUGCAUCAGUUUGAUGUAUGUAGCUAAUAUGAUACACAAAAAAGAUGAAUAAUUUUACUCAAACUUCCACCUAAAAUAGUAAGGUUGGGGAAUGCUUAUGUAAGCUGCUCUUUAGAUCAUACAAGACACAGAGAAGCAAUUUGAUCUCCAUUUCUGUGCUUCUUGGUCCUCCUACAAUGUGUUUAUUUCUUUGUUUAAAUUUGUUGAGAUUGCCACUUUAAGGAAUAAGAAUCUUUUUGGCUUUGCCAUGGUGUGGCUGGCAAUUGCAGAUUGUCCUUUCUGUUGCAGGUGUGGACCCUAAUGAAAUGCAGCAAGAUACUUUUUAUUUUAAUUCUAACUCAGUAUUCUGGCUACGGCAGCAGGUGCAUCAGCUAAUCUAACAUCUAUAAGUAGAGGAGAUUACUUUGAAAAUGCAAUUGGUUUUAUUCAAGGUAGGAGUGUUUACACAAACUGUCUUGGGGAAGUGAAGAUUCAGUUAAUGUUAGGUAUCAUCAGGCAUUAGCCUUUUACUUCAGGGGAGCUGGACUCACACUGGGACUAGAGCGUAAGUGAAAGUGUCUGUUCUUGUUCUAGUUCCCCUCUGGACCAUCAUCCAUGCCACAAACCUGCUAAACAGGUAGACUUAGUACUGGAAUAGUAAUGGGUGCUACAGGAAAGGAUGGAAGUGUGUUGACAGCUGUGAAGGAUUACAAAAAAUUCUAUUGGCAGCAUACCUGACUUUAAACAAGGGAUGUGAAAGUUUAACCAUUUACACGGUUAAACAAUGAGCCUGGAUUCAUUAGUUAAUGUGCAUGGUAGCAUGCAGCCUGCAUCAAAGACAGCAGUGCGGGGACGGGGAGCAGGAGCCAGUGUGCUUGGGGAGCUGACUUUAAACCAGCUUCUUGCACACACUGGCUCCCACCGCCCUCCACUGAAAUUUUUGGUUACACAGUUACAUAAUUAAGUGCAUUUUAACACCCCUACUUUAAACUAGUAGCUAUCAUUCCACUUUCACAAGCACUGAAUUCACUUUUCGAAGGCAAGCUUUAUUUAUAGUAACUUCUUUCCUACUGGGUGUGAACUGUUCCUCCUAGCUCUGAUCAGAGCAGAACUGCUUCAGCAUGAACUAACUUAUAGUGAGUCUGGGUUGGAGUGUUCGCUCUUCUUUAUCCAUCUUUGACGGACCUCUUCUGCCACCCUGACUCAGUAAUACCUUAUUCUGUGAGUAGUCUUACUGAUUUCAGUGGAGCUGCUUGUGGAGUAAUGUACCACUUGGAAUGAGUGAAAAACAGAAUUAAGCUUUGUUAGUGUGCAUUGGCAUUUACUGUGAAACUGAAGAUAACUUAGUCAAGGAGGAUAGAAGAAUGAUGGUGUGGCUUGUACAGUCUCAUGAUUCUGUUCUUUCUUCUGGUUUGAAACAUAAGCCAUGACUCUUGAUGGUGCAGGAAAACUCAGCUAUGUUGGGUGGGAUUGGGAUUUUAAUUUACAGUUGCUCAUUCUCAUUUGGUUGUGGGUUUUUGUUUAAAAUUGUGAUUUGACCAUGAAAUGAAAUUAGUGAAAAGAGCUUGCAGUUUACUUUCUCUCUGGCUUCCAGCUUAGCCCUUUGCAGUGAGUUGAUUUACUAACCUGCUUUCCUGCACUGUGACUGCCAGACAAUUAAAGCACUGUGUCUUGGUCAACAAUAAAUGGGAAAGGGGUGAUUAAGCAAAUUUGGAGGGGUAGAAGCAGGAAAUACAGGGAUGUUCUUAAGACGUUACCUGUGAGGGUCAUUGGAAGAGCCUGCUCAGGGCUGGAUAUGAAGCUUGCAGAGUGAAACACAGUGUCAGUUACCUAAAACUAGGAUGACCAACUUGUUGCUUGCAGGUCAGGUUUUAGCUCAGUGUUACAUUGUCAUUGUGGCUGUGAGGAUUCUUUUCCCUUUCUUCAAUAGGCUGAAAUUUUUGACCACAGCCAAUGGGUAUCCUAAAAUAGAAAAAAAAAUGGCAUCCAUCUGUCAUUGGGGUCUGUCAUAUGUCUUUAAAAUGGCAUCCCUCAUUUUUAAGAUAUGAUAGGUACUGAUAUUGAGAUUUUCAUGGUGUCCUCUUAUUCCAAUUGUCACAAUCUACAGAGACACAUGCAGUAAAUGACUGGCCCAGAUGUUACCGAGAUCAUUCUGGGGAUUUUUUAAUAGUCAUGGUGUGAAAAUCAAGAACUAAUUAAGUAGAGCUUCAUCAGCUUGCUGUUGUUUAUCUCCUGCGUGAGUCAGCAAACGGUGGAGGAAACACUCUCUAAUUUGCUCUUCUAUCAGCAUGUAAAUGAACUGAAGUGUGUAUUGCCAAACAAACUUCAAUCAAAAAUUAAUAAUUUAUUAAGACGGUAACUUGUUUGCUGUGGCAGCUGGAGCUGGAAACAAACACCUAUCUUGGAACUGCCAGAGGAUUGCCCCAGGGAGCAGCUGCACAAAUGGAGGUUGUUAGUAAGAGGAGAAAACAAAUGCAAUCCCAACUUUCUACUUGUGUUCCCCAGGGUCAGACUCUGCCUAAAGAAACAUUGUGUGAAUAAAAAUUUUAAUAAAACAUU
Pelodiscus sinensis (Chinese soft-shelled turtle) is the source of this 5266-nucleotide messenger RNA. Lineage: Eukaryota; Metazoa; Chordata; Testudines; Trionychidae. The record is from RefSeq and is a predicted model, not a curated record.